Molecule: messenger RNA, 1580 nt
Organism: Oncorhynchus masou masou (cherry salmon)
Lineage: Eukaryota; Metazoa; Chordata; Actinopteri; Salmoniformes; Salmonidae
Product: transmembrane protein 151B-like
Exons: 2
Coding region: 27-1529 (500 amino acids)
Source: RefSeq, a predicted model, not a curated record
ACGCCCUACUGCUAAUCGGUACCACAAUGUCCCCUCCAGCCUCCGCUGCGGCAGCGAGUGAAAGCAGUACAACCACCGUUUUCGAGGAAGACACCAGAGAAGAGCAGAGGCCCUUGAAGCAAUCCCUGAGCAAGUCCCUGUGUAGAGAGAGCUUCUGGAAAUGCCUGCUGCUCUCUAUGCUCAUGUACGGCUGCAUGGGAGCCAUGGUGUGGUGUCAUGUCACCAAGGUGACUCGCCUCACCUUUGACAGUGCCUUCAAAGGGAAGUCCAUGAUGUACCAUGACAGCCCCUGUUCUGACGGAUACAUCUACAUCCCUCUUGCCUUCCUGCUCAUGCUCUACCUGGUCUACUUGGUGGAGUGCUGGCACUGCAAUGCCAAGAGUGAGCUGCAGCAUAAAAUGGAUGUAGAGGGCAUUUAUGAACGUAUCCAAAGGAUGCAGCAAGCAAAACCCUGUAUCUGGUGGAAGGCCAUUAGCUACCAUUAUGUGAGACGGACUCGGCAGGUCACACGCUAUCGUAAUGGGGACGCCUACACCAGCACACAGGUCUACCACGAACGGGUCAACACCCAUGUGGCUGAGGCUGACUAUGACUAUGGUCACUGUGGGAUGAAGGACAUCUCAAAACAACUGCUUGGUCUGGAGAAGGCCCCACUCACCAAACUGAGAUUCACCAAGUGCUUUAGUUUUGCUAAUGUGGAGUCUGAGAACUCCUACCUCACCCAAAGAGCAAGGUUCUUCACUGACAAUGAGGGGCUUGAUGACUAUAUGGAGGCACGGGAGGGGAUGCACCUGAAGGACAUUAACUUAAAGGAGUGUGUGAUUGUGUUUUCUGAACCUGACCACCACCCAUGGUAUGUGUCUCAUCAUGUGUUCUGGGCAGCAUCCUUCCUCACCUUAUCGUGGCCCCUGAGGGUUUUCACAGAGUACCGCACUGCCUACGUCCAUUACCGUGUGGAGAAACUCUUCGGGGCGGAUUACGUCCCUGUGACGCCUCUCGAUGAACGCCCUUACAGCCACCGGAUCCCCCGGGUCAACACCAUCGACAGCACAGAGCUGGAGUGGCACAUCCGUUCUAACCAGCAGUUAGUGCCUAGCUACUCUGAGGCCGGACUCAUGGAACUGGCCCAGUGCUCCUCUGGUGGCUUUGGCGGUUUAAGACAGAACUGCGAGCGCUGUCACCGGGCAAUGAGCAGCUCCUCUGUUUUCUCCAGGAGUGCCCUCAGCAUAUGUACCGGCAGUAGCCCGCGGGUCGGCCGGGUGCCCUACAGUGGCAGCCGCUUCUCCUUGGGCCGGCGCUACGGAUCGCGACGCAGCUGUUUCUGGAGGAGUAGAAGCAGUUUGGAUGAGCGAUUGAGUCCCAGUGAGAACACCCGCUGUCUUUCCGGGCGCCUAACCACUGACGACGAGGACCCCCCAGAUUACCAAGAUGCUCUCUGCUUCCCAGUGCUCAUUUUUCACUGUAGUGAGAACUGCCACAAUCACAGGUCCUUUCAUAGGAAUGGCUCCUGUGUGGAGACCUCUCUAUGACAAUGCAAUGUAUUCACAGAUAGCAUGACUUUGUGUGUGAACAAAGAUGUU